This is a messenger RNA of Linum trigynum, 4045 nucleotides long. NCBI's taxonomy places the organism in Eukaryota, Viridiplantae, Streptophyta, Magnoliopsida, Malpighiales, Linaceae. The record is from the annotation of a GenBank genome assembly.
CGUGGCGUCAACUGAAUGGCUGAUCCCACGUAAUUCCUCCUUCCCGGCUCCGCCGAGCUAAACUGCGCCAUUCAUACUCUUCGCCCCCGUUUUUUCCCCCACCGCCGUUGGUCCCGCGAGAAUCCCAAAGGUAGAAUCAGAAAGAGGCGGCGGCUGGAAAAUCGGAAUUCAAACAUGGCGGUUCGAGCGACAGUGAACCGGUUCCCGAUGGACCAGGACGCUCAGGAGUCGUCGGGGAUCCCUUGGGGAUUGACCGUCACUCCAUUCGCCACCAGGGACGAGGACGGCAAGCCGCCGGCUUAUGGAUCCAACGGCCAUUUGCUGCCGCGAUGCGAGAAUUGCUACGCCUACUUCAACACCUACUGCGAGCUGGAGCAGUGGGCCUGGAGCUGCGCGCUCUGCGGGACGCUCAAUGGACUACACACCGAGGCCAUUGCUCGUUACUCGCUUCCGGAGUCUUGUCCAGAGAUGAUGUCCUCGUUUGUAGAUCUCGAAUUGCCCGUUGAGGGCGCAGAAGAUGAAAUGACUCAAGCUCGUCCGGUCUAUGUUGCUGCUGUUGAUUUGUCAUCUUCAGAAGAGUUCUUGGAGCUUACAAAGAGUGCACUGGAGGCUGCUCUGGAAGCUUUGCCGUCGGGUUCACUUUUUGGUCUAGCUACAUUCAGCCACAAAAUUGGGUUGUAUGAUGUCCAAGGGCCCAUCCCCAUUGUCAAGAAUGUUUUCGUCCCUCCUGAUGCAGAGGGCACUCUGCCAGUCGAGCUUGAUGAUGUCAUGCCUUUAUUACAAUUCUUGGCCCCAGUGGAUACAUUUAAGGAUCGUAUCACAGCUGCACUUGAUACUCUCCGGCCAACAACUUCGUGGGAGAGAACCUCAGGUGCAGGGCAAGGUAUAGAUGGCGUUUUGAUGGGUGGGCGUGGAUUUGGUGUCGCAAUGGAAGCUCUGUUUAAGUACCUGGGAUCAGAAUAUGGAAACACAUUUGCUUUAGCUAGAGUGUUUGCCUUCAUCUCUGGUCCACCUGAUUAUGGAGCUGGGCAAUUGGAUACAAGGAGGUAUGGUGAACAGUAUGCUAGUAAAGGCGAGGAUGCGGACAGGGCAUUACUCCCAGAGCAGACACCAUUUUACAAAGAACUGGCUGCUGUCGCUGUUCAAUCAGGUGUUUGUGUUGAUCUAUUUGCCAUUACAAAUGAGUACACAGAUUUGGCAUCCCUUAAGUUUCUUAGUAUUGAAAGUGGAGGUUCCCUGUUCCUCUAUGCAAGCACGGAUGACUCAACGUUGCCUCAGGAUAUGUACCGUAUGCUAAGUAGACCUUAUGCAUUUGGUUGUGUACUGAGAUUGAGGACAUCUUCAGAAUUCAAAAUUGGUCAUUCUUAUGGUCAUUUCUUCCCAGAUCCCCAGUACGAAAAUGUUCAGCACAUCAUAUGCUGUGAUUCUUAUGCUACUUAUGCAUAUGAUUUUGAUUUUACAAGUGCCGUUGGAUUUUCCAGAUACGCAUCAGAGCAACCUGUUGUUCAGAUUGCAUUCCAGUACACAGUUGUGGUACCUUCUGAAGAACUAGCAAGCUCAGGGGUGGGUUCCACAAGUAGGGGCAAGCAUUUUCUUAAAAGGAGAAUAAGGAUCCGAACAUUGCAAUUUGGAGCCGCUCGAAAUGUUAAUGAACUAUAUGACAGUGUUGAUCCUGAAGCUGUCCUAUCAGUUCUUGUUCACAAGGUUAUACUAGAAUCUCUAGACCAGGGUGUUCGAGAGGGCAGGAUGUUGCUUCACGAUUGGCUUGUCAUCCUAACUGCUCAAUACAAUGAUGCUUACAAAAUUGUCCAGUAUAAGAACGGAAGUGCAGCAAGUGCUCAGGUAGAUGUUGUAUUCUCGCAAUGCCCACAACUGCAGCCCAUUCCUCGCUUAGUUUUUGCUUUGCUCCGAAAUCCUCUUCUCCUUUUCCAUGAAGAAGGUGUCCACCCUGAUUAUCGGAUUUAUCUCCAAUGCCUCUUCAGUGCACUGGAAGCAAGUUCCCUUCACCGAGCCGUUUAUCCAGUGUUGUCAUCAUAUUCUACACCAGACAAACAAGCAUAUCCGCGUCACUCAUUGAGUCGUGCUGCGCUGAUCGCUAGCAGCAGUCCAAUAUUCUUCCUAGAUGCAUUCACUACUCUAAUCGUUUUCUACUCUUCCACAGCAGACCCAUCACUUCCUUUCCCCCCUCCACAGGAUUGUUUGUUGAGGAGCACGAUAAAUAAAUUGAAGCAAGAGAGGAGCAUCACUCCGAAACUGAUAUUUAUUCGAGGAGGGCAGGAGGAUGCUUCUGCUUUCGAGAACUAUCUCAUCGAGGAGCAGGAUGUCGAUGGCAGUGGCUUCACCAGUGUCAUGGGUUUCCUUUCUUUCCUCGAAGAUGUCACCCAGAGCGUGCUGGAAUACAUGAAAUAGAGUCUGUCCCCCCUAACAUCAGAACCUCAGCCUGAAAUUACCCGAAAACCGGGAAGGACACAUCUCACGAGGAAAGAAGCUACAUGUUGGUGCAAGGAACUUCUCGAGAAUGACAAUUGCGAGCCCUUGGAGAAACAAGUGCAGCUGGCAGCACCCGAAGUUCAGGCUUGGGAUACACCGAGAGAGCAGAACAACGGAGAGAAUGUAUCCUUCUUUUUGUAAAUUAGGGGAUAUUACAGGAACCUCUGUACUCCAGAAUUUUGUACCAAAUGAUGAGCUUUCCCCUCCAUUUUUCUCCUGCAGAAACUUUUGAUGGUUUCUCUUUCCCCAUAUGAUUCAUGGGAUAAAUGGCUUGCUGUACUUUUGUCCCCUUUUUCUGGGGCUAGAAGCCUAGAACUAGAACUGUUUUGUGCUGAUCUAGGUGUCAAAUUGCUGUCUGGUGAGUGGUGAAUAAAGUAGCGGCCUUUUCUACUAGUAGUGGCGGGAAUUGCUUCUAUAUUCAAACUUGACUAGUUAGACCAUAUGACUACUAAUUCUACUGAAUCUGUUACUAGUAGCUUCUCAAUCUCACAGCCGUCAGAUUAUGCGACUUUGAUCGCCUGCCAUUGUGAUCGAAUCAGCUAUCAUGAUGGCGGAGAUUUACUUUAUUUUUGACAGGGAGAUCAAUUGCUCGAACCAAUCGAGUUCCGAUGGAGGAUGUUGUAAUGUAAGGGUAGGGUUAGUUUUCACUCUGAUAAAAUUGAAAUUGAACCAUAUAGUAAAGAAAGAAGGAUAGGGCAACAAAAUACACAACAAUACUAGAGAAGGUUCUUUCUAAACCAAGUAGGUCAAAAUAGUGCUUGAUUAUGAAGUGUGAAACCAAUUAGAGAAUCCCCCUGGUGAUUUGCCUUUCACUUGCUUUUGGCCGCCUUUCACACUCACAGGCUCACAAACUCACCUAAAAGGAGGAUUCUACUUUGCAUUGGGAUUUCGAUUUUGUGCAUAGAUUGGAAGGACUAGCAAGCAAGUGGGACAUUAUUGACCAUUAAACAAACGUAGAUGAAUGACUCAAAGGGGUUGGUGAGUCGUUCACCCAAAAGCAUUAUUUUGGAAGCAAAUUUGGAAUCAUAAACAAAUGACAGAAGGGGGGAAAAGACUGUAUUCUAUGGUGUAUUUAUGUUCCAGCAAACUUUUGUUGUAACCUUUUUAUGCUUUGUUGACUUUGUGCAACAAAAAACAAAUCCACAACAACAAAAGCAUCUCUUAUUCCUAACCCCAUUCAACACCACCAUGUUCUUGGAAGUUGUUUGAACUUUGAGCUUUCAUAUGUAGUAGUUACGUGCCACUAACUUAAACUAUAGUUUGUUUCCAUCCAUUGAAAGUUGAAACCCAUAUUCCAUAAUAUGAGCAAGGCGUCAAUCCUUGUAGCCAUAGGGGAAAAGGAAAAUCUGACUAUGUUCUGGGGUUAAGAUGGUGAUACGCUCCAUUCAAAUGAACAUGAUAAAUAACACAAUGAUAUAUCAUUCGAGUCAUUCAUGCUCUGCUCCAUAUUAUUUGUCCAUUUUUCCCUCUCCGAUCGAUGGGCAGGAACGUUAUCACCUAUACAGGCACAAAUACACUAUUCAUCGUUUGAUCCAAAUGAAGGCUUAAUAUUGAU